This is a messenger RNA of Physcomitrium patens, 3667 nucleotides long. Its product is annotated as subtilisin-like protease SBT1.5. Lineage: Eukaryota; Viridiplantae; Streptophyta; Bryopsida; Funariales; Funariaceae. Gene Ontology annotation, molecular function: serine-type endopeptidase activity. The record is from RefSeq and is a predicted model, not a curated record. Gene Ontology annotation, biological process: proteolysis.
GGUGUGGCAUCAAUUAGUCUCUCUUUGAUCAGAGCUCGAGAGGUUGCAGCGGCAUUUAAUGCUGCACCGAGUGCUUCCUCAUGAUCUGUUCCGUAGAUAGCGCCGCGGCAGGGGUUGGAAGUGCGGAGGUUAAGCUUGUUUUGGUCUCUGUCUUCGCUUCCGCAGAGUUAAAGAAUGAGACAUACAGUCAGGAGAAUGAGAAGUGGUUGAUUGUGCAUGUCCUGUGGGAUAAGUGCUGGGCAGAAUAUCUGUCCUGCUGCGCAUCUGGGGUUCUCUAUUUUCUUUAAUCGAACUAUUAAGGAUUGAGGUGUCUGCAGAUUGCGAAGAUUUUGCAAACAAUGAAGUGUAAGAGCCGGGCUUGAUCGACGAAAGUGGCGCAGUAGCUGUGCUUGAUGUUCUGGUUGUCUUUGAUUAGUCAAGGAUCAAUUUCAUUAGGAGGCCGUUGCAGGAGUAGCUGGGGUGGGACACAAUGGUUACUCUUCAAGAGCCUGCACGAGACCACGUGAGAAGGUGAUUAUUACUUACUACUUCUUGGAGCAGCUGAGAGAAGCUGGAAGCAAUGCAGGUAUCUAUGGUGUUCAUGAGAUACCACACCCAAAGCCGAAGCAGGAAGAAAACGCAAGCAUAGAAGCUGGUUUGGGCUAGCCUUGCAUUGGGGCUGCAACCGACCAGCUUGUACAUGUGCUUCAUUGCAAAAUAAUCUGUGAAGGCAGUUUUGAAAAUCUUGUUUAGUUUCUAUCCUGCAAAGGCCAACUCCAGAGCCUAAGCUCACUCUGUAAAGACCCAUCGGUGAAACCAGAGGCUGGCCAUGAGAGUUGUGUGAAGUGGAGGUGGGGACUGUGCAGUGCUAUAGCAGCGUGGUAUUCAACUCACUUGAAUACUUGGCGGUGGAGUUUUGUACAUUAUUGUUGCCAUGGGUAGUUACCGUAGCUUCGUGAUGACCGCUCUGAUCGCGCUGAGCAUAUUUUGGGCUGUUCUAGCCGAAGGCGUUGAGAUCACCAGUCCUGUGAUGUCUGCUCGGCCGAAGAGCUACAUCGUUUCCAUGGUCAGGGAUGCAAAACCUGAUAUCUUUGUCAACAGCCAUGGAUGGUUCUCCUCUGUUCUUCGUACUGCAAAGGUGCAAGCUCUCGGAGGCCUGUCAGUUAACACAUUGUCCGAGCUGGAUGCCUCGCAAGGUCCGCUACAUCUCUACUCGACGGUGUUCCAUGGAUUCUCUGCGACACUUACGGAAGAGCAGGCCCGAGUCAUGGAGAGUAUGCCUGGAGUUAACGGCGUAUUUCCAGAUACGAAGAAGCAGCUCCACACAACUCACACUCCUGAAUUUCUAGGACUGAACGGAUCCAUAGGCUUGUGGCCUUCAAGCAAGUUCGGGGAGGAUGUGAUUGUAGCAGUGCUAGACACGGGGAUUUGGCCUGAGGCUUUCAGCUUCGCGGAUCAUUCAGUUGGGCCUGUGCCUCGAAGGUGGAAAGGGGCUUGCGAGAUCGGCACCGGGUUUAAUAGCACAGUGUGCAAUCGGAAGCUCAUUGGAGCCAGAUCCUUCUCAAAGGGCUACGAGGCGAUGACAGGCCCCAUUAAUGAGACCAUGGAGCCACGCUCGCCCCGCGACACGGACGGCCACGGCACUCACACAGCAUCCACAGCUGCAGGGCAUUACGUUUACAAGGCCAGUUUACUGGGCUACGCUGAAGGAACAGCCCGGGGAAUGGCACCUCGCGCUCGUAUCGCAGCCUAUAAAGUCUGCUGGACUCAGGGCUGCUUUGAUUCGGACAUCCUGGCUGCCUUCGAUCAAGCUGUCGCCGAUGGCGUGGACGUUAUCUCCCUCUCGGUUGGUGGGGGCGUAGUCCCGUACUACCUUGACAGCAUCGCCAUUGGCGCAUUUGGUGCUAUGAAGAAGGGCAUAUUCGUUGCAUGCUCAGCUGGAAACUCAGGCCCAGAUCCUAUCACGGUGGCCAAUGUCGCCCCCUGGAUCACCACCGUAGGAGCUUCUACCCUCGACCGCGACUUCCCUGCCAAUGUUGUUCUCGACAACGGCGAUACCAUCAAAGGGGUCUCCCUCUACUCUGGGAAAGGCCUCGGGACAACCCCAUACCCUCUUAUCUAUGCUCAAGAUGCAGGAUUCAAGAAUAACGGCUCGGACACGUACUCCGCGUCUCUUUGUCUUGCAGGAUCCCUUGACCCCAAUCUCGUGAAAGGUAAGAUCGUCCUGUGCGACCGCGGCAACAACCCACGAGUUGCCAAGGGGGGAGUUAUCCAAGCCGCAGGCGGUGUGGGGAUGAUCCUGGCCAACACAGCUACUGACGGGGAGGGCCUCAUCGCCGACAGUCAUGUCCUGCCUGCCACCGCUGUGGGCGCCCUCGAGGGCAAUCUCAUCAAAGCUCAUAUAAGAAAUUCGAAAAAUCCUACCGCCACCGUCACCUUCGGCGGCACCCAAUUCAACACGCGCGCCACACCCGUCGUCGCCAGCUUCUCAUCGCGUGGGCCCAAUUCUGAAACCCCCGAAAUUUUGAAGCCGGACCUGCUUGGCCCAGGGGUUAACAUCCUGGCGGCGUGGACUGGCGACAUGGGACCGACGGGAUUACCGCUCGACACACGCCGCGUCCGGUUCAAUAUCAUCAGCGGGACGUCGAUGUCAUGUCCUCAUGUGAGUGGGCUUGGUGCGCUAGUCAAAGACGCCCACCCAACUUGGUCGCCGGCAGCAAUUAAAUCCGCGCUCAUGACAACAGCGUCCAUCUUUGAUUCCACCGACUCGGUAUUGCUCGACGAAGCGACUGGAAACAUGUCGUCGCCGUUCGGCUUCGGUGCCGGUCACGUCCGCCCAGACCGCGCACUCGACCCGGGCCUAGUCUACGAUCUCGCCCCACAAGAUUACGUCAACUUCUUGUGUGGACUCAACUACACUGACAAGAUCAUUCAGCUAAUAUCUCAUGACCUGAGCACUUGUCCGACGAAUCCUCCGAAGCCGCAGGACUUGAACUACCCGACUUAUUCUGUUGUGUUCGAUCAGUCUACGUCGAAGGUGCUUGCGACUACAUUGACAAGGACGGUAACGAAUGUCGGUCCAGCGAGAUCGACAUACCGGAGCACGGUUGUUUCACCCAGCGGAGUGUCGAUCUCUGUGAGGCCGGCGAUUUUGCAGUUCAGUGCGGUGAACCAGAAGAAGACGUUCACUGUGCACAUCAGCACGUCGCCGACGGGGCUGGUUCCCGGGGAGAGUGAAACGGUGUUCGGGUUUCUGACUUGGAGUGACAACACUCGGCUGGUGCAGAGUCCGAUUGCGAUCACUCGCGCCGAGGCUUAUUGAUCACGAGCUGGCAGAGUGGAUCACAAGGCUUGCAGGACCGCUAGAAUAUUGAAAUGACCUGUGAACUUAACCUCGACCUUUGCAUUAUUGCAGCUGAAUUCAUAUCUCACAUCUCCUGUCCUGAUUUCUAGCGAAAUAUGUAGCGCAUGUUGCGAGGUCGCCAAUGAGAGGGAACGUGGAGGUCAAUAAAAAUCAAUCAGCAGUGUUGUGUAUACUAUGUGGCCGAAAUGGUGAGUGGAGAGGUUAAAGAAGUUGAUGAAUGUCAGGGUAGUGGUAUGUACGAAAUGAAUUGGAGGCUGUUCUGAUAUUCAUAACAACCAUUCCAUUAUUGUUUACUUGAAAUCGAACUUGUGACAUGAUUCUGUA